This is a messenger RNA of Salpingoeca rosetta, 1097 nucleotides long. RefSeq lists its product as uncharacterized. The record is from RefSeq and is a predicted model, not a curated record. Bases 177 to 1097 code for a protein of 306 amino acids. The transcript is spliced from 10 exons. Lineage: Eukaryota; Choanoflagellata; Craspedida; Salpingoecidae.
CCGUUGGCAAAAAGCCGCGCGAAGCCUUCGCUCGUCCACCUCAUCCUUUGUUUGCCCUCCACUUCGCUUCGCUCUUCUGCUGUGCGUGUCCUGCCAAUGCCGAAAGUGUGAGUGUGCACGAUCAGCACCAAACGACAACAACUCAGCUGAGGAAAGCACACAUUGACCGUCCAGCAAUGUCGACGGAUCGACAGGCAGCACCGCUGCCAAGCGACACAACAGCAACUUCAGCCUUGCCAGAGUAUGCCGAGAUGCAGCCAGGCCCCUAUGGCGGAGAUGCACAGGAAGAAAUCCACUACACUGCUCUGGAUGACGCAAACGUUCCAGACUCCCCAGCGCAUACAAAGCGAAUGUCAUCGUCGUCCCGGUUCUCCACAGCAAGCUCAGCAGAUUUCCACCGUCGCCUCAUGUCUGUUGCGUCUCAAGACAAGCCGCCCCGCCCAUACGAGCGUGUCAUGGCACUGCUCUGCGACUACGACCGCCCGUACGAUGACACCAUCUGCUCGGCGGAGGCAGACACCGUCAAGCGCCACAUCGCCACAGAGGCAAAACUUCCUCCAAAGCCAAUGGAGCCGCGUCUCCGCCACAUGCCGCCGGCUUGUGAUGAUGAUGAUGAUGAUGAUGAUGAUGAUGAUGAUGAUGAUGAUGAUGAUGAUGAUGAUGAUGAUGAUGAUGAUGAUGAUGAUGAUGAUGAUGAUGAUGAUGAUGAUGAUGAUGAUGAUGAUGAUGAUGAUGGAUACGAGGAUGUGCGCCGGAGUUUCAUUGAGCAAGGCAUUGGCAUCAUCCCAGCUGACACGAACCUCCACACCUGCAGCUGGUACUUUGAGGGCACGACGCGCGUGCAAGCUGAGGCACUGCUGCACACACCGGGCACAUUUCUCAUCCGCCGCAAGUCGCCCGACGCCGAGCCAGCGCUCUCCCUGCGCACAUAUGACCGCUGCCUCCACUACAAAAUCUACUUUGUGCACGAGCGUGGCUUCACCUUUGGGUCUGCCGAUGACAAGUUUUUUUCCUCCAUUGUGGAUUUGGUGCGCUUUUACCAGCGCAACCCGCUGCCCGCCAUUGAGAUAAUGCUCGGCAUGCCCAUCGAAGUCUAG